This is a messenger RNA of Metarhizium brunneum ARSEF 3297, 1311 nucleotides long. RefSeq names its product L-tryptophan decarboxylase. Lineage: Eukaryota; Fungi; Ascomycota; Sordariomycetes; Hypocreales; Clavicipitaceae. Gene Ontology annotation, biological process: phospholipid biosynthetic process. Gene Ontology annotation, molecular function: phosphatidylserine decarboxylase activity. The record is from RefSeq and is a predicted model, not a curated record.
AUGACUGUCUUUCCGAGCCCUUCCUACCAGAAUCAGGGGAGUAGGGAUGGCAUUUGGCUGCCCAGCGCUCCUCACAAAUUGACACACUGGCUCCAAAAUUUCAUCAAAGUUGUGGAUAGUAGAAGCAAUGACGCUUCUCUCCACCCUGCUGUCCAAGAUCUCAAAGAUCUCGUGGAAAGCACGCCCAGCCUCCGUAUGUGGGCGUCGGCCAUGUUCGACGAGAUCCCCAACAAGAUUCCCUACAACAAGAGCCCGGCCGAUCACAAGCUCGUUCGAGGCUAUCAACACAUGUUUGAGUUAUUCAGUGUCAUCGUCGCGGAAAUUGCUCCGACCUGGAGCAUGGCCGAAGGAGGACACGGGCUUGUUGGGCUCCCAUUCCAAGCCAUUUUGGACUGGCCUAUGGGAACACCAAGCGGGCAUGCCUUCUUCUUGAGCCAAGAUGUGAAUGAAAAGUUCAAAGUCAUACUAGACACGUGGAGAGACGGUGUUUUGAAGACGAGCAAGUCCCAGCACGUCAUUACGACUGGCGAUGGGGGCUGGCUGUGCAAGGAGGCGCUGAUGGCCUUUGAGAAGGACGCCAAUUUGAACAGUCAGCAAUGGCACGCAUUCCAGGACUUGUUCCGAUGUGAUCCAAAGGAAGACCCGGUUCACUGGGGCUAUAAAUCAUGGGACGACUUUUUUCCCGAGUGGGUGGUGAAUGCUUGUGAAUCCAGGCCGAUCCUGGUAAAAUCUAACGUGAAGGAAUAUGACAGAUUCUGGCUGAAGGGCCAGAACUAUUCGGUCAAAGAAAUGCUGAAUCAUAGCCACUUGGCAGGCGAGUUUGUCGGCGGUACGGCGUAUCAAGCUCUCUUGAUUCUAACGUCAUAUCACCGAUGGGCUUCUCCCGUGUCCGGGCAUGUCGUACAUGCCGAGAUUGUUAAUGGAACUUACUUCUCAGAGCGGCAAACCAAUGGACUUUUUAGCAGCCCGGUAGGACCGCCCGAGUAUAACCAAGUCUAUAUGAGUCACGUCGCCACGCGGGCCAUCAUCUAUAUCAAGGCACCAGACCCGGUCGGUUUAAUGUGCCUGAUAGCUGUUGGGACCGCGGAUGUAUCGACAUGUGAGAUCGCCAGCAAGUUUGCAACCGCUUGGCCGCAACCCGUGAGGAAGGGGGAGGAGAUCGGCAUGUUUCACUAUGGAGGCUCGAGCCUGUGUCUGCUUUUCCGGAGGGGAGUAAGACUGGCAUGGGUCGAUGCAGCGAUUCCUGGCAAUUCGGAGCAGAAUCUUCCAGUUCGCGGUGCGCUCGCAGUUGCUUAUGCAGCGGGACAGUGA